AUGAUAAAGACAUUAAAACCUGCUGCUGAUAAGGAAGCCAAAGUAUUUGAAAACUUACAGAAACUAGAAUCGAUCUAGAACUAAUAGUAAAAAUCUGAAUUGCACUAGUAGGAGGAAAGACAGUCACAGAUUAAAAUGAAGCGAGAACUAGAUACUCUGGAAAUGAUUAAUAAUCACAAAUCGCUAUUAAAUUGCUAUGACUCUGAUAUGCACCCAGUAUCUAAAAUUCAAACUUUAGCUAAGCUAUCUCAUCUCAUGCCAAAGGAUUUAAAGUAAAAGCAGAAUAUAUUGAAUUCUCCUAAAUUCUUGACAUUAUAUAAGGACAUAAUGACUAUUUAUGAAAAGGCGAGUGAUAGCAAUAAGUUAACUAUAAUGUAUGCUUAUCUUAAGUUAGGGAUAAAUCAAAAAGAGAUAUUUGACAUGACAGCUCAUGCAAUCUUGACUGAUAAGAUGAGAGGGGCUAAUAUAAUAACUAACGCUUUGUAUGUAAUGGCAAAAGGAAAAUAUCUCCUAGAGGAUAAUAAGCUAGCAAAAGAUAAAAAAGAUGUAUUGAUGUCAAAAUGUGCUUCUUUACUUAAAAACCAAGUGGCUUUACCAAUCAAAAUAGCAUGUAGGAAUUUAUGGAACUUUGCAGCUUUAAAGUAUUAUGAUAAGGAGCUAUUUGAUUAAUUCUCUCAAAUCAUUAUUAAAAAUCAGAGUAAUUUGACUGAAACUGAUGUAGCUAAUUCUAUGAACUCAUUUGCUGAAGUUAAACAUGAACACUAUCCAGCUUUAGAGUCACUUAUCAGAAUCACGAUUAGAGACUGUGAAACCUAUAAUCAUUAAUCCUUGGCUGUAAUCUUGAACGCAUUAGCAAAAUUAGAGAUUAAGAAUAUGACAAUUUUCAACAUAGUCAGGGCAUUGUUAUUGAGAUAAGCACAUCCUGAGAGCACAAACUAAACUUUCCACACUAUAACUACUGUUGACUGUGCUUAAUUUAUGACAGCCUUCGCUAAAGUUGAGAUCUUUGACUUUGAGCUGUUUGAAUCAUUAGAGAGCGUAUUCUUGAGUUAAAUAGAUUAAGCUAGAGGAGAGACUCUCGUUACAAUGUAUCUAUCACACGGCGCCUUAAGCUAAGACAUGAUAAAAUAAUGCUUUAUUGAAAAGAGGUAAAAGAGAAGAUUUUGGAAUCUAUACAAGAAGUACAAUGAAGAAUUUCAGGGUCAACUCAUAAAGGCUUUAAUAAACAGGAUUGAAGAUAUCAAUAUCAAGGGUGUAUUCCUGAUUAUGGCUCAUGGCAAUGUAGCUCACUUGAAGAAGAGAGAUAACAUUAGAUUGAUGAAUAAAUUCAACCUUAAAGCAACACAAAUUCUAGGGGAAGAGGUAGCUAGACUAGAAGGCCAUCCGGAUAAAUAGAGAAUGCUAGUCAUGAGUUUCCACGAGUAUGCUAUUAAAUACUGCCUUAACGUUCAGGAAAGAACAGACCUCAAGUAAAUGAUAAACCAACAAACUAAGCUUAAUAUUGAUGAGUUUAUUGAUUUCUACUAAGAUACAUCGCUUAAGCCAUCUAGCUCGGAUCAAGUUAAAGCAGAUGCAGCUGUCUCUGAAAUACUGAAGAUAAAAACUGCAGAAAAGGAAUAGUUUGCUGAAAUCAAUAGACUAAGAAAAGAAGCUGAAAUGCUAGAUGAAUUGGAGGAAUUUGAAGAUGAAGAAGAAGAUGAAGAUAAUGAAGCAGCUUCUAAAAAGGAGGAUGAGGAUGAAAAAUUAGACAUGGAAUUAUUAAAGAAACUAGCCAAGGAGUAGCUGAAUCAAAGUGGCUUGGAUGACAGUUAAGCUGAUAAGAAAUAACAAGAAUCUCUAUAGAAUGAUUCUAAAAAAUCUUUGAAAUUCGAUGAACAUGAGAAUUGA
Molecule: messenger RNA, 1887 nt
Organism: Stylonychia lemnae
Lineage: Eukaryota; Ciliophora; Spirotrichea; Sporadotrichida; Oxytrichidae
Source: the annotation of a GenBank genome assembly